Molecule: messenger RNA, 2689 nt
Organism: Heterotrigona itama
Lineage: Eukaryota; Metazoa; Arthropoda; Insecta; Hymenoptera; Apidae
Source: the annotation of a GenBank genome assembly
GAUCCGUGUUGCAUUCUGAACAAACACGUGUAUCAUAUUUAGUUAUUUCAUUGCAAAUAUAUUUAAUUUUUGUAUUUUAUAUUUAUAUUAAAAAUUACAACUUAAAAACAAUUGUGUGAAUUCGCAAUUUAUAAAAAGAAUGACUUCAAAGGCAAAAGAAAAUGGGAGAAAAAGUAUUUCUCCUUGGAUGACAUGUGUAACAUGUCAGAGCAUCUUAACACAAAAAGAUGUAGUAGUGCAUGGCACUAAUUGUCCGCCAGAUUUUAAAACAUGGAAUCACGAUUUCAUUUACAGUGGUGUAUUAUAUAGUACCAUGGAAACAUAUACUCCAUUAGAACAGCCAAAAAAUAUUCAUGUAAGGACAUUUGAUGACAUGGCUUUUAUAUCACAGUCUGCUUUACAAUUAUGUGAAAUUGCAAUAGGAGAUUAUGUUCUUGUGACUGCUGGAGACAAUAAAACUGUUAAAACUGCAUGGCCAACUAAAGAUAAAAGUUUAACAAGUGUUUCAUUAACAAAACAUGGUAAUAAAUUCAGUGUGCCUUUUUAUGGCAAGACAUUAAUUUAUAAUGUUGUCAAAAUUAUAUCAGAUGAUUAUAAAAAUGAUAAUUUGUCUGAACAAUUGAAACAAUUAAAAAUGACAGAUGAAGUACAUAACCCCAAGUUUUAUAAAGCACUUUACAACACAAAGUGGACAAUUUUAAAUGAAAAGCAAGAAAAGAAACAUUACAAAAGAUCUAAAUUUAAGAUACAAGAUGUUGGUGGAUAUGAUAAUGUAAUACAAGAUAUCAAGGAUAUUCUUGAUAUUGGGCUUGGUCAAUGCCAAAGUAUUGGAGACUUUUAUAUUAGUAAAGGAAUAUUAUUAUAUGGUACUGCUGGUGUUGGUAAAUCUAUUAUUGCCAAUGCUUUAAUAUCUGAAUAUGAUAUCAAUUCUACUACUAUUUAUAGUACCGACAUUUAUAGUAAAUCACUAGGUGAAACAGAAAAAAAAUUACAAGAUAUUUUCGUGGAAGCUAAAACUAAAGCUCCAAGUAUUAUUCUAAUAGAAGAAAUAGAUAGCUUAUGCCCUAAAAAAAGUACUUCAAGUACAGAUCAUGAAAGAAGAGUACUUUCACAAUUGAUUGCACUCUUUGAUGACAUACAAAAUGCAAAUGAUAAUGUAGUUAUACUUGCCACAACUUCGAAAUUAGACCUUGUAGAUACCUCCCUUAGAAGACCUGGUAGAAUAGACAAAGAAUUUGAAAUUUACGUACCUACUUGCAGCAUGCGUGCAGAAAUAUUUAAAAAGAUGUUAUUAAAGAUACCAAACAGUUUAUCUUCAGAAGAGGUACAAAAUAUUGCAUUUGUUACUCAUGGAUUUGUUGGCGCCGAUUUAUAUGGUUUAUGUUCUCAAGCAAUUUUAAAUGCUGUAAAAUGUCAUCAGAAAAUUAGUACUAAUUCUGAUGUUUCAUUAAAAGUAACAAUGUCAAACUUUGAACAUGCUUUAACUGUCACAAAGCCAUCAGCUAUGAAAGAAGUUCUUGUAGAAGUAUCGAAUGUUCGAUGGUCGGAUAUAGGAGGACAAAGAGAUUUAAAAUUAAAAUUAAAACAAGCUGUUGAAUGGCCAUUGCGACAUCCUGAAGCGUUUCUUAGGAUGGGUAUAACUCCACCUAAAGGUGUUUUAAUGUUUGGACCACCAGGUUGUUCUAAGACUAUGAUCGCAAAAGCUCUUGCAACAGAAAGUAAAGUAAAUUUUUUAAAUAUAAAGGGCCCAGAAUUAUUUUCAAAAUGGGUCGGUGAAUCCGAGAAAGCCGUGAGAGAAGUAUUUCGAAAAGCAAGACAAGUUUCACCUUCAAUAGUAUUUAUUGAUGAAAUUGACGCAUUAGGAAGCGAAAGAAGUUCUUUAUCAAGCGGCGGAAGUAAUGUACACGAACGAGUUUUAGCACAGUUAUUAACAGAACUCGAUGGAGUUACUGCAUUAGGCAGCGUCACUUUGGUGGCAGCAACUAAUCGACCUGAUAAAAUUGAUAAAGCACUUCUUCGUCCAGGUCGUUUGGAUAGGAUAAUAUACGUGGCAUUACCUGAUUAUGAAACUAGACAAGAGAUUUUCGACAUAAAAUUAAGAAAUAUGCCAAUCGCUGAAGAUGUACAAAUUCAAGAUCUAGUUGAUCUUACAGAAGGAUAUUCUGGAGCAGAAAUCCAGGCAAUUUGUCACGAAGCUGCUAUGAAAGCACUCGAAGAAAACUUAAAUGCUAAUAUAAUCACCAAAGAACAUUUCAAAGCAGCAUUAGCCAUAAUUACUCCACGAACGCCAGCAUCUUGCGGUUACUGUCCACCAAUGGAUCCACAAUGUCCACCAUGCUCUACAUCGUGUCCACCCCAACCUAUUUGUUACUAUACAUAUCCUGCGCCAGCGUGUAAAUUGGAACCAAAAUCUAAUUGUUGCCCACCUAUGUCAGUUACUUGCAUGCCUACACCUUCAUUAUUAUUUUGCCCUUUUGUUCGUCCACCUUGCACAGACCGUAUCAUUUCUGCACCUAUUCCUAAACCAGUUUCAGCUUCUUACGAAGCCGGCUCUGUCUUACGGGCACCUGUUACUACUGGUGGAUUAUUUUAUAUUGGAACAAUUAGAUGAUAUCCCUGUUUGUCAUUUGCUUGUUAAAUCAUAUUUCUCCUUUUUUCAUGGCAAUGUAAAAUCUGUCCCUCAUAUAUA